GUACAGAGAAGGAAAGGAAUCUCUUAUCUUCUUUCUUCAUCUCUCAUUCUUCGCUGUGUCGGUAUUACAUUUCCUCUUUCAGCUUCGAUUGCUUCAGCUACAAGCUUUCUCCGAUCCCGCUCUAUUUCCUCAGAUCAAAAUCCGAUCCUUCCGAUCUACAUAUCGGAAAUUAGAUUUAGCUUCGAUAAUCGGCGAGACUCCGGUGCUGAUCGGUGAUUAAAGUGCCUCGGAUCAUCAUUCUUUGUUUCUUAAAAGGAUUUGUGAUGGGGACUUUGCAAGGGCCAGUGAUUUGCCCCACUGUGAGCGCAAAGCAAGCCGGUUCUUACAAUCUGCCCAUGGUAGGCCCUUUUUUGAAGGUCAGGCAUCUUAGAAGUGAGCUGUGGGGAUUUAAGGCGUUCAGUGGUUGCAUCACUAAGGCAGGCUUUGCUUCUCGUCCUCGAAAUGCGAGUAAGUGUACGAGAGUGCAUUGUACUUACAGUUCUUCGUCGAAUGGGAAUGGAAGCAUGGCAGAGAAUUUUAAUGAAAAUGAUGAGGACUAUGUGAACUCUAGCGUACUUGAAGCCGUUGAGGUGAAGAGUGGAGCUGAUGGGUUCAUGAUUAAAAUGAGGGAUGGCAGGCACAUGAGGUGUGUCCAUAACAACCCUCAGGGUGGUCAUCUGCCAGACUAUGCUCCACAUCCCGCUAUUGUAUUGAAGAUGGAAGAUGGGACUGGCCUUGUGCUUCCAAUUAUUGUUUUGGAAAUGCCUAGUGUGUUGCUCAUGGCAGCAGUGCGCAAUGUUCCUAUUGCUAGGCCAACUAUGUAUCAGGUGGUGAGGGAAAUGAUUGACAAGAUGGGUUAUGAGGUCCAGCUUGUUAGAGUCACUAAGAGAGUGCAUGAAGCAUAUUUUGCUCAGUUAUACCUCAGAAAGGCAGGUAGUGAGACAGAGUUUGUCAGCUUUGACCUUCGGCCCUCAGAUGCCAUCAACAUUGCUGUAAGAUGCAAGGUUCCCAUACAAGUUAACAAGUAUCUAGCAUACAGUGAUGGUAUGAGAGUUAUCGAGUCUGGAAAACUCUCUGUGCAUUCCCCUGCUUCAGAUGGUUUAUUGUUUACUGAACUGGAUCGGCCAAAUGGUCAGCCAUGUAUUGAAACAAAGGAGUUUAAUCUUGUGCGGAAUAUGCUUAUUGCUGCUGUUGAGGAACGUUACAGAGAUGCUGCUCAGUGGAGGGACAAACUCCUUCAAUUUCGUGCUAAAAAGAACUUGGCAUAACAACAGGGUCCCAAACUGUUCCCUGAGAUUUAGAACAUUUGUACAUAGACACCAUUCUUCCAAGUCGAUGAAGUCGAGCACAAUCGUAGUCCGCAUGCAUCAUCUCUGCUACUCCACUCUAUAUACGCAUGUAAAAAGUCUUGUGAAUAUCUAGCCAUAUAUAUGCAUAGUAUAGAUAAGAAGUGACUGGCAAUGUAAUGCUCAAGGCAGAUGGCACUUGUCGGUUUCUGUUUAUUAUAUGUUCUGUCACUGUUAAACACUAAAUUGAUCUCUUAAUGGCUGAUGUAUGCGCACCCUCUUGGGUGACUCCUUGCCUACUGGCCUGAUGUACCAUGAUGUUGAUGUCUUGAAUUGCCGUCGUAAAUCGAAUGCUGAUGAACAAGUCCAGUGUACCC
Fragaria vesca subsp. vesca is the source of this 1642-nucleotide messenger RNA. Its product is annotated as bifunctional nuclease 1-like. The coding region runs from base 264 to 1247 and encodes 327 amino acids. NCBI's taxonomy places the organism in Eukaryota, Viridiplantae, Streptophyta, Magnoliopsida, Rosales, Rosaceae. Gene Ontology annotation, molecular function: nuclease activity. The record is from RefSeq and is a predicted model, not a curated record. Gene Ontology annotation, biological process: protein ubiquitination. Gene Ontology annotation, cellular component: VCB complex; nucleus. The transcript is spliced from 11 exons.